Messenger RNA from Paramecium sonneborni, 1026 nucleotides. The record is from the annotation of a GenBank genome assembly. Lineage: Eukaryota; Ciliophora; Oligohymenophorea; Peniculida; Parameciidae.
AUGAGUAAUUAGGAUUCAUCUCACAUUGGACUUAUAAUAGUGCUCAGUAUAUUUAUAGGACUAUACUUGUUCAUCUUGAUUAUUAUACAUUGUUUUGGAAAGAUAAACAAUAUUAUAUUUCCAGCUCCAGCUCCUAUGUAUUAAGAAUAAGAUUUUGAAGAUUAGCUGCAUUUUGCAUGUAUUUACAAUUAAGAUGGUAAUCUUGGUAAAACUAAAAUAAACAUAGUUAACGGAAAACCAAUUGAUUAUUCUUAAAAUCUCGAAAAAGUCAGAAGUAUUCCUUACGUUUAUAUAAAAAAUAAAUACUCAGAAACGAAUUUACAUUUGAUAUAUUUUCAUGGAAAUGCAGAAGAUGUGUAAACUUAAUAUUAAAUUAAGGUAUGCAGGAGCAUAAUUUAUGGAAUGUCUAAUGAAAAUGAUAAAUGCAAAUAUUUUUGUGAUAGAAUACCCUGGUUAUGGAAUAUAUAGAAAUAUCUAAACUACUUCAAAUUUAGUAGAGUAAGACUCAUUAGCCUUAUAUGAUGAAAUUAAAAUUAAGUUCAAAUUAAAUGAUGAUUAAAUUUAUAUUUUUGGAAGGUAUUUUCUGAAUUACUAUGUAGAUCAAUUGGUACUGGACCUUCUUUUUAUCUAGCAAGUCAAAGAAAUAUUAAAGGAUUAAUAACUAUGUCUGCUUAUAAAUCGAUUAGAGAUAUAGUAGGUGAUUUUUGUUAUGGAUGUGGCUGUAUUUUAAACAUAAUUUGUUGUUUACCAAAUUUCUUCAGAAAUUUAGAAAGAUCCUAAGAAGUUAAAUGUCCAAUAGUAAUGAUUCAUGGAUUAGAUGAUACUUUAAUUAAGUUCCAUCAUUCUUAAGAAAUUUUCUUAAAGUAUUAAUAUUAUAAUAAUAACAGUCUUCCUUAUGAUAUUUAAUAAUAAUCAAAAAUAUUUUUAAAACCAAGAAUGACCCAUAAUGAUUAUGAUAUCGAAGAUGAUAUUGCCAACUCAAUAUUAGAAGGUUUUAUGGAAUUAAAACAAAAGAAAUUUCAUUGA